Messenger RNA from Scylla paramamosain (green mud crab), 4569 nucleotides. RefSeq lists its product as uncharacterized. The record is from RefSeq and is a predicted model, not a curated record. The transcript is spliced from 4 exons. Bases 3112 to 3831 code for a protein of 239 amino acids. NCBI's taxonomy places the organism in Eukaryota, Metazoa, Arthropoda, Malacostraca, Decapoda, Portunidae.
ACUAAAAAAUAAAUAAGUUAAAUAGAAAAAGUAUAAAAAAAAAAAAAAAAAAAAAACAGUUCCCAUUUGCUUCGUUUCACAUUAUGAUAUUUGAAAAAAAAAAAUGUAUAUGAAGCUGAAAGAACGAACUUAUUCUUGCCGAACAUAACGUAACUUAAGCUAACAUAAAACAAGUUAACCUAACCUAAAACUACCUAACUCAACCUAAACUAACCUAACCUAACCUAACCUAAAACUACCUAACCUAACCUAACCUAACCUAACCCAACCUAACCUAACCUAACCUAACCGAACCUAACCUAAAACUACCUAUCCAAACCUAACCUAACCUAACCUAACCUAACCUAACCUAAAACUACCUAACCUAACCUAACCUAACCUAACCUACCUAACCUAACCUAACCUAACCUAACCUAACCUACCUAACCUAACCUAACUUAACCUAACCUAACCUAACCUAACCUAAUCUAACCUAAUCUAACCUAACCUAACCUAACCUAACCUAAAACUACCUAACCUAACCUAACCUAACCUAACCUAACCCAACCUAACAUGAUCUAACCUAAUUGAACAUAACACACAAUCUGACCUAACCUAACUUAACAUAGCUUGACCUAACAUAAAACAACCUGAUCUGACUUAAUCUAACCUAACAUACGUAACACAAAGCAACAUCACCUAACUUAACGUAACUUAACAUCGUUCAGUUUAAUCUAACCUAAAUUAACCUGAUGUAACCGCCCUUCAGAUAACCUAAUAAUUUAGCGUAGUUCAAUCUAAUCUAAUCAACCGAACCUAAUCUAACAAAUUCUAACCUAACCUAACUUAACCUAACAAAUUCCAACCUAACCUAACCUAACAAAUUUUAACCUAACCUAACUUAACCUAACAAAUUCUAACCUAACCUAACUUAACCUAACAAAUUCUAACCUAACCUAACUUAACCUAACAAAUUCUAACCUAACCUAACCUAACAAAUUCUAACCUAACCUAACCUAACAAAUUCUAACCUAACCUAACUUAACCUAACAAAUUUUAACCUAACCUAACCUAAGCUAACCUAACAAAUUCUAACCUAACUUAACCUAACUUAACAAAUUCUAACCUAAUCUAACCUAACCUAACCUAACGCAAAAACUGAAUAGCUAAGAAAGAAAUAAAACAAAAAAAAUGAAAAUAAAAUGAUAUUCAGGAAGACAAAUUUUCGAAGCACACGAAGGAAACGAAACUUCUCUACUCGAGCCUUUUCAAAUAAAGCAACGUUCGGAGCUUCUCAAAGUUAGGAAUACACUUAUAACUUUCUCGCAGCUGUGUCUCUGUCUUAACUUCGAAGUAGAGAGAGAGAGAGAGAGAGAGAAGCUGCGAGUGUCUCCAGCUGACGGUAAGAGUUGUGGAAGAACGGAAGAAGAGGGGGAGAGGGGAUGGGGGAUGGGGAAAGGGAGGAGGAAAUUGGGGGAAAGAGGAAGAAGGUGGGAGGGAAAGUCUGAGACACAGCACUUGUUUCCUCCUCCUCCUCCUCCUCUUCCUCUUCCUGUUUUAGUUUCCAUCUGUUUCCGAGAGCUCAGAAGAGACGUGUGUGUGUGUGUGUGUGUGUGUGUGUGUGUGUGUGUGUGUGUGUGUGUGUGAUACCAUUGGAACUUUUGUUUUAACGCAUGUGAUUUAUCUAAGAUGGAUUGAUGAUGAUGGUGAUGGUGAUGAUGAUGAUGAUGAUGAUGAUGGUGAUGCUGAUAAGAAUAUAAAGUUGUCACUAAACAAACGAAAAAAAAAUAAUCAUACUGCGCUAGAGAGAGAGAGAGAGAGAGAGAGAGAGAGAGAGAGAGAGAGAGAGAGAGAGAGAGAGAGAGAGAGAGAGAGAGAAUUAGCUUUGGCCACUGAGGAAGAAGAUGAGUGGCGGCUACAAGUAACAAGGUGGAGACAGGUGAGUUAGACACACGUGAUAAGCAAUACCUGUCCUGGCGAGGCAGCGGGAUAGACUGACUCACUCCAUUAAUCCACCUUCAGAACGCUAGAACAAAGGCAAACGAGAAAAGCUGCUCCACCAGGCCUCCACGCGGCAGUCCCCUGUGUAACGCGUAAUCCACCUAUCGUAACCCUUUCCCAUAAAGUCAAUGUAUAAAGUCUUUAUAAACGCCAGCAAGAAAGAAAGGGAUGAGAAUGAUAUAUUUUGCACUUUCUAGUCAACUUAAUGGUUUAAUGUUUAGAGGUGGCUGCAGCGUGGAACAAGAGGAAAUGUUUCAGAGUGCUUAGUGGUUAAAGAAAGAUGUAUCAAAUAACAAUGAAAGGGUUAAUCCAUAAGUCUAUCUCCUCUCUUAAAUCACUUUGUUCUCUUUAUAUACCAGGCAGUCAGCACCAGUCAUGAGCACCUCAGCACCAUUACACCACUGAAAUCUUUGUGUAUUAAACCUUCAGCACCUCUCAUGGCCUCGCUACACAAGAGUUUCCCUAAUUCUCACUCUUGUUCUUUGGUCUGCUUCCGUUAGAGAUCGCCAGAGUGUAUCAGCCUUGUCCAGUGUCCUCGGCCUUCUGCGCCUUCCCCAGCCACGCCCAUUACAAGCAUGCCUUCCUUCAGUGUAUCCAUAAGCCUUCUCUGAAGUUCUCUUAUCUUUCUCCUUGGUAGAUCAAUCUCCAGCAUCAUUAGCUCUUUUCAGGUCUUCCUCUUUUCCCCAAUGCCCUUACCAGCAUCUUUUUUCCUUAUAUUCCUCGUCUUUCCUCCUGACACACCCAGACUUUCUAUCUCGCCUCCCUUCGUCAGUUUCCGCAGUGACGUAGGAGUGUAAUCCUGUGGGGAUGUCUAUUAAGUCUCCAGGGAAGCUGCUUAACUCAGCAACACCUCUAGUAGACUUGUACAGACUCCAUCCCAGCACCUCCACUGCCACCAGCCCCCAGCACAGCCUCAGCACAGCUCCAGCACUGCGCGUAUCACUCCGCACUCAUUUCACCCUACCAAGCUUUAGGCAGUGUAGAUGAUGAUGACUCGCAAAGCACACACACACAGCCUCCUCCCUCCAGACACCCUCCAGCCCUCACCACGCCCGCAGAACAAGUGGGACGCGGCAAGAACAUGAAAGGGCACCAAAAAUAAUCCCACCCCCCCCAUUUCUGCACCACGUGAUGCGUUCCCGAGGGCGGCUGUGGGCUGUCGGGUGUCAGGGUGGUGAGCAUAACUUCCCGGCUCGUCCUGGGUUGAGUCUCAGUGCGGGUCUGUCCGGCGGAAAGAGAGGGAGCGCCACAGGUAUCUUCUGGCGCGCCCUUCCCUCCCGCUCGCUCUACAACCCCUGCAACCCGGUCUCCUUAACUUUCCUCAGCGCCGUGCUAUCUGUCCCGCCCCUCUGCGCCGCCAUGUGGCGGCAAAGGAGGAGACUGGACGAGCCUGCCUUCAGUGUGUUGCUGCUGCUGCUCGUGCUGAUGCUGAUGAUGAUUGUGCCCUCAGGGGAGUGCCUCCGGUGCGUGAACUGCACGAGCCUCAAGGACCCUGAGUGUCUGGACGGCAUAGGUAUCGAGGAGGAGUGUGCCAGUGACCAGAACUACUGCGUUUCCUACACUGGUUACCUCAAGAAGGGCCAAGCUCAGGUACUGUUUCGGGCGUGCACGGAAACCAACAUGUCCCAUUUCUGCGGCAUUCACUUCGAGAAGCUCACCAACAACAGGGUGGAGCGCCUCAUAGCCUGCUACCGGACGUGCACCACUGACCUCUGCAACGUGCACAAGAUGGAGUACCUGACAGCCUCCUCCGCGUCCUACUACUCCUCUUCCAGCGUCUCUCCCGCGCACCUCCUCGCCCUCUUCGCUCUUCUUUCCGUUGCCGUAAAAGAAAUUCUCGUCGCGUGUUGAUUUUCGUUAUCCUAUCCCUUGUCCUUGUCCCGUUUUCAUGUUUGUUUUUUUGUUUUUCUACUUGGGGAGUUGAGGGGGUCUUUUCAUUGUUUUUUUGUUUACUUUUGGUGAUUUAUUUGCUUUUCCUUGUGUUCUUUCUUGUUUUCUUUGUUUUGUUUUGUUUUUUUGCCUUUUUCUUGCUUUGUUUUCUUUUGUCGUUAGUGUUUUUGCUCCUUUUUUUAUGUCUUUUGGUCUUUUCUUGAUUUGUUUUGUUUUGUUUGUUUUUUUCUUAUCUCAGUUUAGUUUUGUGAUUUUAAAUCCUUUUCUUGUUUCGUUCUGUUGUAGUGUUUUUUUUUUUCUUUUCUUUUUUUCUUCUUGUCCUUUUCCUUGUUUUAUUUUCCUUUGGUAGUUAUUUUUUUCCCUCUCCCGUUUUCUUGUUUCGUUUUCUCUGGAGGGAGGACUAUUUAUUAUUUUAUUUUUGUUGUUGUUGUUGUUGUUGUUGUUCUUUUUUUUGUGGGGUAGGAUAAGGUGGGUGAGGGAAUUGGUUUAUUACAACAGUAUAAUACAAUGUUGGUUUUACUAUUAUGUUUAUUUUCUUCCUUCCGUCCUUCGCUGUUUAUAUACUUCAUCUUCCAUUUUUGGUGUUCUUUUCCUUUUCUCUUCCUCUUCCUUUUUUUUUCUUUAAUUUUUCGUCUUUCAUUUAUAUUCUGCUAUUUCAUGUCCUCCUCCUCCUCCUCCUCCUCCUCCUCCUCCUCCUCC